AUGGUUCCAACUGGUGUUGGUGAAAGAUUAAUGUUUCAGUUAGCAGAAAUGUCAAACGAAGUAUCACUUGAUAAUAUAAAUACUGUUCUUUUAGAACUUGGCUUGUUUGAGAAUGGUGCAUUUAAAGAAUACAAAGAUUGUGGGAUGGAAAACGUAGAUAUUGAUGAAGCAUCCGAAACCGUUCGAAAAUUUUCUUAUGAUAAACACGGCGAUUUCUCUUUGGAACGGUUCAUUGUAGCCUUUGAUUGUUUGUUUGAUGAAAUAAACACAAUCACAAACAAAAAACGGUUGUUUGCGAUGGAAGUUAGACAGCGUAAAAUAACAGACUAUGUUAUUAACAGUAUUACUAAUGAGUCUUUGAUGUCUGAAAGACAAAAGAAAGCUGUUAAAACAUGUAUUUUGAUUAGCCAUGCGGCGUUGAGUCGUGAAACGUUGUCUCGCUCCAAAACUUUAGCGAUAAGCCAAAGAACAAGUGUAAAUCAAAUCAAAGAAACCAACAAAGUUUUAAUGAGUACAAUUAGAGAUGAAAGAGAACUUCACGACUGCUUGGCCAUUUCCGUGGAUUCAACAACAAAAGAUGACGUUGAAAUCUUUUGCGUCAUGUUACGUUUAAUAAAAGGACGUAAUUGUUAUUCUAUGCCUCUACUUCUUCGUCAAUAUAAAGGUGAAUUGGAUGCGGAGACUCUAGCUAAAUGGUUGGUUUCAAAAUUGACAGAUUUGGGGUUGAUUUGUCACCGCAUAGUAAAUGUGACGUCAGAUGGAAUCGCUUCAUGGUCUGGACUUAAUGGCAGUGUGCCUAUUAAAAUGAACGAAUUGGUACAAAAAGAGCUUCCGCUUGGAAGAGAAUUGAUUGACUCCGACAUCAAACAGUUCUGGUGUAGUGCCCAUCGACUGGCAUUGUGUGGAGAAGGCCUUGAAAAAGAACCAGAAAUUUUUCUUGUGAAAGUGUUUAUUAAGUGGUUCUGUAAGAAAAGUCGUCUGAAUGAUUAUAAUACCAAGUGUGGACUUAAUCAUGAUAUAAACUCGACAUAUUCUUUCACGCGUUGGUUCUGGAUAUCGAGAAAUAUCACAGAAAUUAUAAACAACUACGAAAACGUUGUUAAUUACGUUUCAACUCCAAGUGUAUAUGAAGAGUUAUCAAUUGAACUUGCAUCCAACAAAUUCACAUUCUUUGAAGACAAAAUAAAACUGUCAAAACAAAAAAAGAACCGACAAUUUAGACACGAACAACAACGACAAGAAAUGUUGGGAAGUGAUGAUGCUGAAGAAGAGGACUCUGAUGAAGCACGACAAGUUCCAUUUAAUCUUAAUUCACCACCAAUAAGAAACGUGUUUUAUAAAUCGAAGAAAAUAUUUGAACUCCUUUUCAUUAUGUGCUCUUCUUUACAAGAAGACAGUCUCCUGCUCUUCGAGUGUGUUGAAUGUGUCGACAUGAUGGCACAUGGGUCUUUUUCAGAGAUAUAA
Entamoeba invadens IP1 is the source of this 1464-nucleotide messenger RNA. RefSeq lists its product as hypothetical. The transcript has 2 exons. Bases 1 to 1464 code for a protein of 487 amino acids. NCBI's taxonomy places the organism in Eukaryota, Evosea, Mastigamoebida, Endamoebidae. The record is from RefSeq and is a predicted model, not a curated record.